UCCGGAACGAGGCCCUCUGUGGCUCAAAUCUAACACGCUUCCACGCAUUCUAUUUUUAGAACGGUGUUUGUUUUACCAAAACGUUUUAAAUAAAACGUAAAAUAGAUGUAGUGUAUCAAUAGACAGAAUCCGCUACGGAAAGAUUUAACGGAGUCAUAAUCACUGGUAAUCAUUAACGACUGUGAUUGGUCCAUCUCGAGAAGCGAUGAGAUUAUUAACAGCCACAUCGUGACUGAACCGUUUAUAUGUCGCUUCAGCAGUGGCCUAAACAAUCGUUUACCCGAAUAAUAACACGGAGAAACUCGAAUAAAAAAAUCAUAUAAAAUACGUAGUGACGAGAAAAAAUAUUACAACUAUUAUUUAAUCCCAUCAGGCAGCAUGAAGCCCCGCCCUCCUUUUCACGCUGUAGCUGUGUGACAGUGGUGUGCGCGCGCGUGUCUAAUGUUUAUGAACACGUUGAGAAGAGCGCGCACGCUUUGUUUGACUCCCUCUGCGGCAAAACUCACGAUGACGAACUUCAAAUUUAUAGACUUCUGUUUGAGUUGACCACAUGCAUGAAGUUAUUGGCUGAUGCAUUUCUGACACUGUGUGCGCGCGCGUGUGUGUUCAGAUAUUGGCAUUAAUCUGACAGAUGCCAUGUUCAGAGGAAUCUACAGAGGAGCUCAGAAACACGAAGAUGAUUUCCCACAGAUCAUUGAGAGAGCGCUGAAGGUCGGAGUGCAAAAGUUCAUCAUCACUGGAGGAAACCUGCAGGACAGCAGAGACGCCGUCACGCUCGCACACACCAGAGGUGAGUUUUACAGUACGGUUGGGUGUCACCCGACGCGCUGCAGUGAGUUUGAGCAGGACUCAGAUCAGUACCUGACGUCUCUCAGAGAUGUGAUGAUCAGUAAUAGACAGAAGGUGGUCGCUGUUGGAGAAUGUGGUCUGGAUUUUCAUCGGUUACAAUUUUGUCCUAAAGAAACUCAACUCAAAUACUUUGAGGAACAGUUUGAUUUGGCGGAAGAGAGCCGAUUACCCAUGUUCCUCCACUGCAGAAACGCCCACCGGGAAUUCUUGGACAUUAUGAAGAGAAACAGAGACCGAUGUGUUGGUGGCGUGGUUCACUCGUUUGAUGGGAGCCAGCAGGACGCGGCGGCUUUGAUUGAUCUGGAUCUUUAUAUCGGCAUUAACGGCUGUUCUUUGAAGACUGAAGAAAAUCUGGAGGCGAUGAAGUCCAUCCCGUCAGACAGACUGAUGAUUGAAACCGACGCUCCGUGGUGUGCCAUCAAAAACACUCAUGCAGGAGCAAAACACGUCCAAACCACGUUUCCUACUAAGAAGAAAUGGGAGGCGGGACAUUGUCUGAAAGACCGGAACGAGCCGUGUCACAUUAUUCAAGUUCUAGAAGUGAUGGCCGCUGUGAGAGAUGAAGAUCCACAGGAUUUAGCCGACACCGUUUACAACAACACCAUGAGACUGUUCUUCAACCACAGAACUUGAUCAGGAACCUUUUCUCUUUGAAUAAACGUCACAAUAAUUCA
This is a messenger RNA of Triplophysa rosa, 1523 nucleotides long. RefSeq names its product TatD DNase domain containing 1 (gene tatdn1). Gene Ontology annotation, cellular component: cytosol. The transcript is spliced from 12 exons. The record is from RefSeq and is a predicted model, not a curated record. The coding region runs from base 637 to 1482 and encodes 281 amino acids. Lineage: Eukaryota; Metazoa; Chordata; Actinopteri; Cypriniformes; Nemacheilidae. Gene Ontology annotation, molecular function: 3'-5'-DNA exonuclease activity.